Messenger RNA from Closterium sp. Naga37s-1, 462 nucleotides. Lineage: Eukaryota; Viridiplantae; Streptophyta; Zygnematophyceae; Desmidiales; Closteriaceae. The record is from the annotation of a GenBank genome assembly.
AUGAAGCUUCAUUGCCACGCAACUUUCUGGCAGUCAGCAGAGUCUCGUGGUGCGGUGGUGGUGGCUGCUGCGCCUCACAACAUGCUGUCGCGCACACGAGGAGAGCGGACCGGGCGUGGCCUGUGUUUUUCAGGAGCGUCACAGGCAGCGACGCGGAGGGGGUCGCGACGAGAGCAACGACAGCAGCUGGAGGAACGGAAAGAGGAGGAGCGUAAGCAGCAGCGGCAAUGGACGGACAGCCUGGAGCACGGACAGCAGCAGGGUGGUGCUGCUCGGGGCUCAAGGCGUGGAGGGGAAUGGCAUGGAUUGGACGCGGAGUGGACGCGGGGUGGACGCGGAGUGGACGCGGAGUGGACGCGGAGUGGACGCGGGGUGGACGCGGAGUGGACGCGGAGUGGACGCGGAGUGGACGCGGAGUGGACGGGGCACAAGAAACAGCCUGGAGCAGAAGGCGUGGCGUAG